This is a messenger RNA of Peniophora sp. CBMAI 1063, 1269 nucleotides long. The record is from the annotation of a GenBank genome assembly. NCBI's taxonomy places the organism in Eukaryota, Fungi, Basidiomycota, Agaricomycetes, Russulales, Peniophoraceae.
AUGCAGCUCGAGCCCUUGCUCGAAAGGAUGGACGGACUAUCGGAUGCGAUAUCGUUCUGGGACAGCUAUAUCGAAUCCGUUUUGCCCAUCAGCAGCUACCGCUACCUACAUCCUUCAGAUUGUGACCACCUUUACAAUAUUCAUGCGAGCGCUGGGAAUGUACUGUCAGCGAUCCUGGUGGCGACGACGGACUGUGAACUCGACAAGUUCAACCGGCUCGUACUGCUCGCCUGUGGCGUCGUGCACUACGUCCUCGAGGAGCAAAUCCCGGACACCAUCUCGGCACGAGCUUUAUUCGAUGAGCUACGCGUCACCUUCUUUGCGCAACCUGCAUCUCGCUUGCGCGUAAGCGAUCUCGAUCAGCGUGAAGCUGUCGAUGCGCCGAAGUCCGAGCGCCUAGGGAUUAGAGAGGCGCGGCAGCUCUACGUCGCCCUAGUGCAUACUACCCUUAUGGAUAUGGCGCUUCGCCAACCCGUAUGGCUCUCCUAUACUCCCUUCGUUGACACUUAUACGAGGGUCUGUCAUGCCAUGGGGAUACCCUUGCGCCACUCGGUCAUCUAUAGCGAGAACUUCUUCAUAGAAGGAGCUAUCUUUUCGGGCUUCCUUACUCUCUUUGCGCAGAUUGUGUCUUGGAGAGCCCCUCCAGUCUUCACUGCCACCCCAGCGUCAUUGACAGGCCUGUCGUGGAUCAGUGUUGUGCAGCAUAUACAUGUACACGCCAGCGCCAGUGCCGGUCAUAAUCGCGUUGCCGAGCUCUAUAUCGGUGCGAACGAGCCAUCGGCUCGGUUACAACCGCAACCUGACCUAGCCCAAUUGCUUCGUGUAUUGGCUAUAAAAGAUUGCAUGGAUCUUGAUAUGAAAAGCACCACCGCUAGCGAGUUCGAGCGGCGCAUACUCUUCGACGCUACUCGACCCAGAUACCGACCACUGUUCAUUGCAUAUCCUGAUCUUGUGAAUAUGCUAUACACAUUUUGUGUCACACUCGUCGAACCGCGCAACAUCACGAUGUCCAGUUUUCAUACUGAUGUCGCUUCAUCGUCAUCGGAUUUGCAGUCCGAUCAUGCGCUCGCAGGGCCUCGUACUGCGAGCCAUGCCCGUGGUGGGCCAUACCCGACUUACAGACUCGUUCCCAAACCUUUCCUCUAUCGGAGGUCGAAGAUGGCCGGUGUACGCAAAGAUGAACAUGGCGAGGAGAACACGCGCCUCGAUUCGGACAUGGAGGAGGAACUCGCCGUCGGGUCGCGCGAGGAUCAGGGAAACAAUACGUAG